AUGCACAAGCAUAUACAAGAAGUUCCUAAGGAAGAAGAAGCUAGUCUUGCUUACUUCCUGGAAGUCCGAAGCUUCCUUUCACGCUUGAAACAGAACAGAACCCAAUAUCUGAACUCUAAGGAUGUUCUGAGUUCGUACCAGAGGGUCCUUACCAAGGUGUGCGAACUGGAUGCAAUCCGAAAGAAUGCGCACCAAAUUUCUCCUGACAACGCGACAACCCUGAUUCACAACGCUGAACUUCACAAUCGGGUCGAUUCUGUCCUGGAUGAUGUGUUUCAGUUGCUUUCACUGAGUUUUCUGACAGUGGGUCUCAAAAACUCGGCGCCUGCGACCUAUGCGUCUCUCAGCACAGUACAACGGCUGCUGGAACAUUUGGACGAAUCCAAUGUUUUUACACAUCACGACCUGCGUCCCAUCAAAGAGAGACUAGACGAAAUAUCCAAAAUUGUUGCGCAUAGCUCGCCACCUACCGAAUGCAGAGAUUCAGACCUGUCCAUUGAUAAUGACAAUAUCACAGACGAAAAAAAUCGGAACAAGAUAGAGGAAGAUUUGCUGCUACGCGCAAAGCUAAAUCAUUGCUUACAAGAAUACGACCACAUUGAAUCCAAACUUGAGGAGAUUGACUCCGGUCUGCAGGAAACCAUGGAAAAGUUAUUUCAGUUGAGACGCGGACUCCUGUCACUGGCUGCGUACUCCAAGAGAAAGAUGCACGCCAACAGUAGUCAGACGAAAAGCACCGAUGCCCCAAUGUCGCAAGUAUCCAUAAACGAAAAGCUGCAUGCUUUGAAGUCGGAGUUGGUCGAAAUUGAAUCUCAUAGAGACCCAUCUGGAAAAUUUAUUUCGGCAGCAACCGGGCAAGUCGCGACAAAGGGUCAAAAUGUGCUAAAUGGUCUGCUCGACGACUGUCAUGAUCUCAUAAAUGAUCUUUCGCAUCAUGAUGUAGUAACGUUGGACUCGAAAUUGCAACCCAUAUAUGAAAAUCUAAUCGAGAUAAAAACCACGUUGGAAAACCUGUUAGUGACACGGCGCUGGACCCUUAGAGAAACCGAUUUAUUUGGGUACCAAAAGCGACUCUCGGAGAUCGAUAAACUGAGGGUGAAUGGCAAGUUCCCUACAUCUUCGACAGAGACAAAGGGUCAAUCAAUCCUUUUAUACUUGCUGCGUCGAUGCUACGCCAUUAUAUACAAACUGCUGGAAUGCUCAGAACCGGUUUCAGAAGCUUUACAAAAAAUUCACAACCAACUUUCUACAGUGCGUCGCUGUUUAUUAGAGCUGAAGAGGAUGGGUGGUGUUGAGAACGACAGAGAACUCUAUCCAUACCAGAUGAAGCUUGCAUCCUUAGACAACAUGCGUGUUGAUGGGAUAUUUUAUGACUCAGAAGGUAAUAUUCCGGAAGGGCAAGGCACAUUGAAUGCGUUAUUGGCCGAAUGCUUUGACAUCCUUCAUGAACUAAAAAUCGAGGCAGAAGAACGCCAAGGCUCGGAUGCAGAAGGAAGUGAACACACAUGCCUAAGUGAUACCAAUACCGAUGCAUUCAACGAGUCGAGUGAAGUAGCAACGCCGCGAUCAGCGGACUCUACCAACACUUAUGAGAGGCUACAACCCCGGGCAAAAUUUUUAGAUGUUUCCAAGCAAUACGCUCGUGGUGAUGACAACGAUGAUGACGACGAUGACGAAGAUGACGAAGAAGAGGAGGAGUACUCUGCCAACUACAGCGAGCAUAGCUAUGAGGACGAUGAAGAUGAUUACGCAACCACAAGUCAUGCUGAAGACUAA
Lachancea dasiensis is the source of this 1776-nucleotide messenger RNA. The record is from the annotation of a GenBank genome assembly. NCBI's taxonomy places the organism in Eukaryota, Fungi, Ascomycota, Saccharomycetes, Saccharomycetales, Saccharomycetaceae.